UGCUAUAAGAUAAAAGCGCUGUGCUCACAUUAUCUUUAGAUUGCCGCCGACCAUCGUACGGCUCGCAUCAUCUUUGGACAAUUAAAGUGCUUCAAUUGUGUGGUUCGGCGGUUACCAUGAAGCUGUUGGCAACGUUGCUCGUGGCCAGCGCCAUGCUGCUAGGCGUAAGCAUGGCCAGCAUUAGCUCCAGCUAUAGCUACUAUCGUCUGCCCACCGCAUUGCGUCCCAAGAAAUACGAUUUGCGUGUGCUCACACAUCUGGAGAAUCCCGAAGAGCUGCGCUUCGAGGGCAAUGUAAAGAUACUGAUCGAAGUGCUGGAGAACACCAAGAACAUUACUUUGCAUGCCAAGAAUCUGACCAUCGAUGAAGCGUUGAUUACACUGAAGGAUACUUCGAGUGCGGACAAAAAGAAUUGCAUCUCCUCCACCGAGGUGAAUUCACAGCACGAUUUCUAUGUGAUGCAAACUUGCAACGAACUUUUGGCCGGCGAAGUCUAUGAGCUGUCGAUGCCAUUUAGUGCUGAUCUCAAUCGCCAGCUAGAAGGCUACUAUCGCAGCUCCUAUCUCGAUCCGGUGGCCAAUGUAACCAGAUGGCUAUCGAUUACACAAUUUGAGCCGGCCUCGGCGCGUUUGGCCUUCCCCUGCUUUGAUGAGCCCAAUUUCAAGGCGCCAUUUGUGGUCACCCUCGGCUACCACAAGAAAUACACCGGACUGAGCAACAUGCCCGUUAAGGAGAUCAAAAACAACGAUCAAAUUGCCGACUACAUUUGGUGCGAGUUCCUCGAGUCGGUGCCCAUGUCAACCUAUUUGAUUGCCUACUCGGUCAAUGAUUUUGCCCACAAACCCUCGACGCUGCCCAACAGUACUCUCUUCCGCACCUGGGCACGUCCCAAUGCCAUCGAUCAGUGUGAUUAUGCCAGUGGCUUUGGACCGAAGGUUUUGCAGUACUAUGAGGAUUUGUUUGGCAUCAAAUUCCCGCUGCCCAAGAUCGAUCAGAUUGCCAUUCCCGAUUUUAGUGCUGGUGCCAUGGAGAACUGGGGUUUGGUCACCUACAGAGAGAUUGCUUUGCUCUACUCUGCGGCGCAUUCGUCGCUGGUUGACAAGCAGCGCGUGGCUUCGAUUAUUGCCCAUGAAUUGGCGCAUCAAUGGUUCGGCAAUCUGGUCACCAUGAAGUGGUGGACGGACUUGUGGCUGAACGAAGGCUUUGCCACCUAUGUGGCCAGCUUGGGUGUGGAGAACAUCAACCCCGAGUGGCAUGCCCUCGAGCAGGAGUCGCUGGGCAAUUUGCUGACCAUCUUUAGACGUGAUGCUUUGGAGAGCAGUCAUCCAAUUUCGAGGCCCAUUGAAAUGGUCUCGGAAAUCUCGGAGAGUUUCGAUCAGAUCUCGUAUCAAAAGGGAUCGACGGUUCUGCGCAUGAUGCACAUGUUCCUAGGCGAUGAAUCGUUCCGCGCCGGUCUGCAAAAGUAUCUGCUGAAGUACUCCUAUGGCAAUGCCGAGCAGGACAAUCUCUGGGAAUCUCUCACCGAGGCGGCGCACAAAUAUCGCGCUUUGCCCAAGAGCUACGACAUCAAGAGCAUCAUGGACUCCUGGACACUGCAAACGGGCUACCCCAUCAUCAAUGUGACCCGCAAUUACGAGCAGGGCACUGCCAAGCUCACCCAGGAGCGCUACUUGCUCAACACUCAGAUCGCUCGCGCAGCCCGCGGCGGUUGCUGGUGGGUUCCACUCAGCUAUGCUACUCAGGGAGAGCAGGACUUUAACAACACGGCGCCCAAGGCAUGGAUGGAGUGUGACAAGAAUGGCGGAGUGUUGCCCAAGACAAUCACCGAUCUGCCUGGCAACGAUCAGUGGGUGAUCUUCAACACUCAACUGUCGACGCUGUACAAAGUGAACUACGAUGAGCGCAAUUGGAAGCUGUUGAUUGAGACGCUGACGAAUGGUGAAUUUGAGCGCAUUCAUGUGAUCAAUCGUGCCCAGCUGAUUGACGAUGCCCUCUACUUGGCCUGGACGGGUGAGCAGGAUUAUGAGAUUGCCAUGCGUUUGGUCGAAUAUCUGCAGCGUGAGCGCGAAUAUUUGCCAUGGAAAUCGGCAUUCGAGAAUCUGAAACGCAUCAAGAACAUUAUUCGACAGACGCCCAACUAUGAGUUCUUCAAGCGUUACAUGCAAAAGCUCAUUGCACCCAUCUAUCUGCAUCUGAAUGGCUUGAAUGACACCUUCAGCGGCAUCGAGCAGCAAGAGCAAGUGCUGCUCAAGACAAUGGUCGGCAACUGGGCCUGUCAGUAUCAAGUGGAGGAUUGCAUCGAGGUUGCUCAGUCCUAUUAUCGCGCCUGGCGUGCGGAGCCUAAGCCCGAUGAGAAGAAUCCCGUGCCCAUCAAUCUCAGGCCAACGGUCUACUGCACUUCUAUUCGCCAGGGUAGCGACUCCGAUUGGCAGUUCUUGUGGACAAGAUACAAGAAUUCGAAUGUGGCCGCCGAGAAGCGCACGAUUUUAACCUCCUUGGGCUGCUCGCGUGAGGUUUGGCUGCUGCAGCGUUAUCUGGAGCUGACCUUUGAUCCCAAGGAGGGCAUUCGACGACAGGAUUCGAUGUGGGCCUUCCAGGCAAUUGCCUACAAUGAGAUUGGUUUCCAUUUGGCCAGGGAAUACUUUAUGAACAACGUGGACUUUAUCUACAAAUUCUACCAUCCGAUUACCAAGGACAUGUCGCGCUUGUUGCCGCCGUUCUCGGAGCAAACAUUCCUGGAGAGCGACUUUGAGGACUUUAAGAACUUUGUCACCGCCAACAGAGGCUCAUUGAAGGGUCUAGAACAGGCCAUACAACAAACACUGGAGACGAUGCUCACUAAUGUGCAAUGGAAGCAACGCAACUAUCGCCAGUUGUCACGCUCCAUUGAGACGAUGAUCUAGAUAUAGAUUGCGAAUUUAGCUGCACGAAUAUCCUUAAAUAAUUACGAGUACACUCAACAUAUGUAGUUCUUUCUGAAAGUCCUCAUCAGCUCAUUAAAACUAAUUCAACAAUUAAGCGAUCAGCCUGUACGAGUAUUAAACAAGUUUCCAAUAAAUUAUAUACAAUAAAAAA
Molecule: messenger RNA, 3075 nt
Organism: Drosophila albomicans
Lineage: Eukaryota; Metazoa; Arthropoda; Insecta; Diptera; Drosophilidae
Product: aminopeptidase Ey
Exons: 7
Coding region: 117-2903 (928 amino acids)
Biological process (GO): proteolysis; peptide catabolic process
Cellular component (GO): cytoplasm
Molecular function (GO): peptide binding; zinc ion binding; metalloaminopeptidase activity
Source: RefSeq, a predicted model, not a curated record